Messenger RNA from Diospyros lotus (date-plum), 2038 nucleotides. Its product is annotated as probable protein S-acyltransferase 7. Lineage: Eukaryota; Viridiplantae; Streptophyta; Magnoliopsida; Ericales; Ebenaceae. Gene Ontology annotation, biological process: protein targeting to membrane; peptidyl-L-cysteine S-palmitoylation. The coding region runs from base 303 to 1634 and encodes 443 amino acids. The record is from RefSeq and is a predicted model, not a curated record. Gene Ontology annotation, molecular function: protein-cysteine S-palmitoyltransferase activity. Gene Ontology annotation, cellular component: endoplasmic reticulum; Golgi apparatus. The transcript has 5 exons.
AGAAUCUCUGUGUCCACCGAAAGGGAAAGUAACACUCCUUACUCCCUCUCUCCACACGUCCAUCCCUCUCAUGGCUUGUCGCCCAAAUUCCAGCUACCAGUUGUGCUCUCGCCGCCGGCGACUCACCGGAAUCUGACCUACUUCCGGCUUAUUGCAUCACCGAAGAGUUCAAACCUGAAACAACCUUGAUUUGAUCGUUUUAGGCUUUUGAGCCAUCGGCGUCUGUAUUUGUACUUCUUGUCCACUCAGUGCACUUCAGUGUAUAUUCGAGAUCUCGAGUUGAGAGAGAAGGCUCCCCGGAGAUGUACGUCGUUCCUCCUCCGAAGCGCUCCGAUCCGAUUGGCGGAUCCACCGGCGGGUCGGAUGAUUUGCGGAUUUACCAGACGUGGAAAGGCAGCAAUAUAUUUUUCCUUCAAGGGCGUUUUAUAUUUGGACCGGAUGUAAGGUCACUGGUUCUCACAAUAUUCCUCAUUGUUGCUCCUGUCACAAUUUUUUGCAUCUUUGUUGCUAGAAAAUUGAUGGAUGAUUUCUCACACUAUUUGGGGGCAUCAGUUAUGGUUGUAGCUGUUGUUUUCACCAUUUAUGUUGUAGUGCUUCUCCUGCUAACAUCUGGAAGAGAUCCAGGGAUCAUUCCUCGAAAUGCACAUCCUCCAGAACCAGAUGGCUAUGAUGGAAGUGCAGAUACUGGUGGGCAGACUCCACAGGUGCGCCUGCCUCGCAUCAAAGAAGUAGAGGUGAAUGGGAUUACCGUGAAAAUUAAGUAUUGCGAUACCUGCAUGCUAUAUAGACCACCCCGUUGCUCUCAUUGUUCAAUCUGCAACAAUUGUGUUGAACGUUUUGAUCACCACUGCCCUUGGGUUGGACAGUGUAUUGGUCUGCGGAAUUAUCGAUUCUUCUUCAUGUUUGUGUUCUCAACAACUCUGCUGUGUAUAUAUGUUUUUAGCUUUUGCUGGGUUUAUAUUAAGAGGAUUAUGGAUUUGGAGGAGGCAACUAUUUGGAAAGCUAUGGUUAAGACCCCUGCUUCCAUUGUGCUAAUAAUCUACACCUUCAUAUCAGUGUGGUUUGUGGGUGGCCUUACUGCCUUCCAUUUAUAUCUCAUUAGCACAAAUCAAACUACUUACGAGAAUUUCAGAUAUCGGUAUGAUCGGCGAGCCAACCCCUAUAACAAAGGUGUGAUGCAGAAUUUCAAGGAAAUAUUCUGCAGCAGUAUCCCACCUUCGAAGAACAAUUUCAGGGCAAAGGUGCCAAGGGAACCAGGCAUACAAGCUCGACCAGUGAGCGGGGGUUUUGUGAGCCCAAGCAUGGGGAAAGGAGUGGAGGACAUAGAAAUGGGCCGGAAAGCUGUUUGGGGAGAUCUCGGGACCGAGUUAGAUCAUUGUGAAGGGCAACUAGGCAGCAAUGACGGCCUCGAUCUUAAGAGUGGUGGUGGUCUGGUUGAAGCCUCUCCUGAUAUAAGGACUACGGUAGAGGAGGCAGAUCGUGCCGGGAUACAUCCAAGGCGGUCAAGCUGGGGCAGGAAAAGUGGAAGCUGGGAAAUGUCACCGGAAGUUCUUUCUUUGGCCUCGAGGGCCGGAGAGCAGAACCGUACAGGCGGCACUGGGGGCACAAGUGGGAGCUUGACAACCAACAGAUAAGAGAAGAGGAAGUGAAGGGAAGGCAGCUAGUGUGCUGAGUUUGAAGCAGGAUAUGGUUAUUCGAGGUCUGAUGCUUUGCUGAUUCUAACUUCCACAAAUUACUUAUGCUUUUAUGCACUGUGUUGGGACUUGCUUUGAUAGGGUAUUGCAAGUAUUGGUUUGGUCAUUUUGUGCUCUUAUUAUUGUUAGGAAAGGAAAUUGGUAUGUAUUGGGUGUUGGGUGUGGGUGUUCUGCGAGAGAGUUGCUUUCUUUUCCCCCCCAUGUGUAUUGCAUUUGUGAUGUCAUUUUAGUGUCUAUGUGCUCUCUCUCUCUCUCUCUCUCUGCAAUGGGAAUUUGCCAAGCUGCCUUGUACACUAACCAGCUUGGAUUGCUAUCUUAAUAAAGAACUAGUGUGGAACUACUUA